AUGCCAGUCCAGGACCCAGCAGCAGCAGCGACAAUGAACGAGAUCGCAGCACAUCAGUACACGUUCCGCGCUGAUCCCUCCAUCCCAUCUCCAGCAGAGGGCGUCACAAAGCGCGAGGAGGGCGCUAAUGGGGACGAGAAGAGUCCCAAUAAGGGAAAGGCGGUCAACAGGGUCGGACGUGCCUGUAAUGGCUGUCGCAAACAGAAAAUGCGCUGCGAAGGUGCUGACAACCCACCCUGCAAGCGCUGUCGACACGCAAACAUCCCCUGCAUGUUUGAAAAGCCUAUGCGAGAGCAGCAGGGUGAUGCCCAAAGUGCGGACCGGAUACAGAAGCUCGAGUCCCAAGUGGGCACGAUUCAGAGCACUCUUGAAGAGCUCGUCAGCGCCCUGAAAGGUCCUAACGCCGUGGCUGCUUUGACUGCAGCAGCUGCACCAGUACGACAUGCCUCCCCCAGCUCAUCAUCCCAGCACUACCAAUCCGUACCGCCGAGGCUUUCGUCCGCCGACGGACCCGCGCACGGCUCACCACCUGGAGGCCCGGCAGGCUCCGUCUCCAGUACCAGCCAAGCAUCAGCAAACUCGAUGACCUCCCCCGUACAGUACAUGUCCGAGCGGGAAUUGCAGGCUGCACAAACGCUCGCCAUGGGUGGGCAGCGCUACCAGGCGCGACGACAGGAGAGGAGCGAGAGCGUUGCCUCCAGCCAAUCAAAUUUUAUGCCGCAGGCUGACGGGUCGAGCCAGCACUCUCCCUCCCUACCAAGAUUAGGGCCAUCUCGCACUGGCAACGCACCAGAGGAUCGUCUCCCACCUCUCAACAUUCACACGGAUUCAUUCUCGAGGCACACCGGCUCGAAUAGUUCCUCCAGCAACCCUCUAUCGGCAGCACCCCGACCUUUGUCGGAAAUCACGUCUCCCAAACGACCGCGUCCGCAUACUGGUCCCGUCAACUUUUCCGUAGACAUGGAUGGAAUGGGCCCACCUGCUUGGAACAGACCGCGUAGUGCUGGCGGCGCAUGGUCGUCAAACGUUACAAGUGCCUAUUCCUCUGACAAUGAGGGGGAGCUGUCUACCUCCGGGCUCACAGCUCCCCUCGAAGUGCUCCGAAGUUUGGCAGAGCAUCAGGAGCAAGAGCGGGAACGGCGUCGAGCUGCGGGAGGGAGGAGCAGAGCUACGAGUAGUGUGAGUGGGGAUUGGACAGCAGAGAUGGAGGGUGGGGAGAGACCUUCCAAGCGGAGACGAGUUGGAAGGAGGGCAGCGAGACCACAUGUUCACCCGGAUGUCGUCACUAAAGGGAUCAUCUCAGAGGAAGAAGCGAAGGAUUACUUCAAGACGUACUACGAGCACUGCUCCAAGUUCCUGCCCGUGUUCGAGCCCGAACUGGACACGUACGAGGACCUCCAUCGGCGCUCACCCUUCUCCGUGGACGCGAUAUGCAUGGUUGCCUCUGCGAUCAAGGAUGCGAGCAACGGCCAGAGCGAGACGACAAAGCGGCUCAUGGAGGAGGUCAAGAUGAUCUCGAGCAACACACUCUGGUUGCCUGUGGCACGAAGAGAGGUCGUGCAAGCGAGCAUUGUGGUCGCUGGCUGGUCAACAAACGGCUGGCUCCUCGGAGGACAUGCCAUACGAAUGGCGCUUGAGCUGGGGAUACACAAGGCUUGGCCCCGUCUACUUAAGAAGAUCCGAUCGGGGAGUAAGCUCAAGGAUAUCAGAGGUUCGGAUGAGCACGAUCUGGUUGUUUGUUCAAGGAUAUGGUUCACCCUGUUCUUGUUCGAACAUCAAAUCGCCUUCGGGACAGGUCGACCUUUCAUGAUCAAGACGGACGAGUCCGUGCAAGAUGCAGCGCUGAUCAUGGAACACCCGCUCUCAGUCGAAGACGACAUGCGCCUCGUCUCCUCUGUAGAGCUCAUGAUCAUUCGGGAGAGGGUGAACAAGCGCAUGGGGGUGGAGGGCCCUGUUAAACCCGAUACGCAGGAGGUCGCACGAGAUGCCGAGCGACAGUUUUAUGAUUGGUUCGAGAGAUGGGACAUACAACUUGCGUACAAGUGGCCUUCAAAGCUCUUCUAUCGACAUAGUCUAUUAGUGCAACGAUACCUAAGCGAGCUGUUUCAUAACGCGGUUGCAUUAAGAGGUAUCAAGAGCAUGUCAGACGUUGAACAGCUGGCGCCUGACACCUGGCAACAAAAACUUGCCAUCCAAUCGAUGAAAACAGCUCAAAGCGCGCUCGACAUUUGUUGUCGAUCAAUAGCCUACAGGGAUGACCUGAAAUACGCGCCCGAUUAUACGCACGUGACCGCCACCUUCGCCGCUGCUUUCCUCAUCCGUUUGGCUCGCCUAUUUCCGAAGGAAGCCGACCUAUCCGCGAUCCUCAGUGAUGUGAGCAGUCUGGCACAAGAAUUGGCAAAUGCUUCCGCUACCAGAUAUUCGAAAACACUAAAGAAAAUGAUUCGCAUUGCUCAAAAACGGCGCGUCCUCCCCGAACAAGUUACUGUCAAUGGAGACAACGCGCUGCAGGACGGUGCAGGAGCACCCAUCGUAGAUGAGGGUGGCGAGAUGGCCUUGGAGGUCUCUACCGACCCGUCUUUGGCGGGUGCGCCCCUGAAUGAUUGGCCGAAUGGUGCACCGAAUCAACCACAACAAACAUCUCUCUCGCCUCCAGAAGAUCUCUCACUAAUAAUGGGCUUGCCCAUGAUUUAUCCUGAUCCUGAAUUUACCGAGCCGGCUUUAGGUGGCGACCACCCGGUUGUCAAUAUGUAUCUCCCAUAUCCUGCCACGUUACAACUACCGCCCGACCAGAUAGGAUUAUUCCCACCAGAAACGAGUUUCAGCGCUUUCCACCCUCAAGGCUUUGGUUAUGCUGCCGCGACAGGCAAUUGGAACAUUGACGAGAACGGGAAUGAGAUUCCCGAGAUAUGGUGA
This is a messenger RNA of Dacryopinax primogenitus, 2916 nucleotides long. RefSeq lists its product as uncharacterized. The record is from RefSeq and is a predicted model, not a curated record. Bases 1 to 2916 code for a protein of 971 amino acids. The transcript has 12 exons. Gene Ontology annotation, biological process: DNA-templated transcription; regulation of DNA-templated transcription. Gene Ontology annotation, molecular function: transcription cis-regulatory region binding; zinc ion binding; DNA-binding transcription factor activity, RNA polymerase II-specific. Lineage: Eukaryota; Fungi; Basidiomycota; Dacrymycetes; Dacrymycetales; Dacrymycetaceae. Gene Ontology annotation, cellular component: nucleus.